GUCGUUCCAGUAUUCGCUAGUAUCUUAACAUUUAUAACAUUCUCAUUGACAGGAGGUAGACUUGACGCUGCAGUCGUAUUCUCUUCUUUGGCAUUAUUCAACGUUCUUCGAAAACCUAUAGCAUUCAUGCCAAUGGUUAUAGCUGCUGUUACUGAUGCCUAUGUAGCAAUUAAUCGAAUAAAUGAAUUUUUGCAAGCUGAUGAAUUAUCAGUCUUACCGGGAAUCAAUCCGGACGAACAAUAUGCUAUUAGAGUUACUGAUGGUGAAUUUAUUUGGGAAACUACGGAUUCAGUUGAUGAUAUUUUUGACACCUCUACAGCUUUGACACCUGCAGAUUUAGCUAAAAACCUUGAAAAUUCUCAACCACUUUCUCCAAAAUCUCAACUUUGUAACAUUAACGUUUCAAUACCUCGUGGAAAGUUGAUUGCCAUUAUUGGUUCCGUAGGGUCUGGUAAAUCUUCACUAUUGUCUGCUCUGAUUGGUGAAAUGAAAAGGAUUAAAGGAGAAGUUCUACUUGGCGGAAAUGUUGGAUACUGUCCUCAAACUGCGUGGAUUCAAAAUACUACACUCAGGGACAAUAUUACUUUUGGAUUACCUUUUGAUGAAGAAAAGUAUCGACAAGUAAUUAAAGAUUGUUGUCUAGAACCAGAUUUAAAAGUAUUGCCCGCUGGUGACCUUACUGAAAUUGGAGAGAAAGGAAUUAAUUUAUCCGGAGGACAAAAACAACGUGUCAGUAUUGCAAGAGUUGUAUACUAUAAUGCUGAUAUUGUGUUAUUAGAUGACCCAUUAUCGGCAGUUGACGCACAUGUUGGAAAGUAUUUAUUCACAAAUUGUAUUCAAGGUGCACUUGCCGAAAAAACACGUUUACUUGCCACACAUCAUUUACAUUAUCUACCACAAGUUGAUUACAUAAUAUGUUUAGAAGACGGUGAAGUCGCUGAACAAGGAACUUAUGAAGAAUUAAUGAAGAAUGGGAAAACCUUUUCGAAAUUGAUUGCUGAAUAUGGUAAAGUUGAAAGUGAUGAUGAAAUAAAAGAAGACAAAGGGCCAACUUUGGACGACGGAAAAGAAAAUAAAAAAGAUCAGACAGUUAUUUUGUCUAACGAAUUAAUGUCAACGGAAGAACAGUAUAGAGGGGCAGUGGAUAGUGAGAUAUAUUUGGCAUAUUUAAGAAAUGCGGGUGGAUUUUUAUUGAUACUAUUCAUUAUUUUCUUGCUUACUAUGAUGCAAGGAACAAAUAUUGGUAUUUUAAGUGGUGUUGCAAUUUCUUACAGCGGUGUCAACGCAGCCAAGAGAUUACAUCAUAGCGUAAUUAAACGUGUAUUAAGAGCGCCAGCACGUUUUUUUGAUACUACUCCUUUAGGAAGAAUUAUUAAUCGAUUCAGUAAUGACAUCGACACAUGCGACAGUUUACUUUCUGAAUCAUAUCGAGUGUUUCUUACAACCUUCUCGGACAUUAUUGGACUUUUUAUUCUAAUUGUAGUGGUGUUUGUGUGGUUUAUUGUCCCUUUGGUUCCUUUGAUCAUGCUUUAUUAUUUAACAGCUCUUUAUUAUCGGACGUCUAGUCGCGAAUUAAAGCGAAUUGAUUCGGUAUUAAGAUCUCAUCUACAUGCUCAUUUUUCCCAGACACUUACAGGGCUGCCGACUAUUCGUGCUUAUCGUGAACAAGAAAGAUUUUUGAGAAACAACGAAACGUUUUUAGAUAUCGAAAAUAGAGCAUAUUUUCUCAUUAUAUGUGCCCAACGAUGGCUUGGAGUGCGUCUUGGAGCCAUCGCAACUAUCAUAAUGUUUUUUGCAAGUUUAUUUGCAAUAAUUUUUAGACUUAAUGUUGCACCUUCAAUUACUGGAUUAGUAUUGUCUUAUGCACUUCAAAUUACAUCAUUUUUUAAUUGGUGUAUCAAACAAUUUGCCGAAGUG
Racocetra persica is the source of this 1917-nucleotide messenger RNA. Lineage: Eukaryota; Fungi; Glomeromycota; Glomeromycetes; Diversisporales; Gigasporaceae. The record is from the annotation of a GenBank genome assembly.